CCUAUCGCUGUUUUCUCGGUCCUGAAUAUUAAACACAAGAAAGCACAAUUGGACGUCCACUUGUGGAGACAAAUCCGUUAAAUUUUAAACGAGCCUUCUGAAAUCUCGCAGAGAAAAACGAUAUACUCAAUCAUGUCUGAUUCUUUUAUUCCCCGCGUCCUAGGGAUAACGGGAAGUCUCUUCCUCUCCGGUUUCGCCUUCAGUGCCUCAUAUUACACCCUGCCAGCAACAGCCCUCGCCCCUUCCCCCCUUCGUCUCAAACAAUGGCUUGUAGUCUACGACCUCGGGAAACUCAUCUCCCCACCGCUUUCCGUCAUCUCAGCAACAUGCUGGUUCUACAGCGCCUGGGUAUCUCACUCUACACAUGCAAUACAGCUCCAUUCCGCAGCAGGAGCUCUCACGCUUGGAACGACGAUCUGGACGGUGCUGGCCAUGAUGCCGACUAACAAAGCACUGAUGACGAAGGUGAAGGCUGUAGAUGAGGCCAAAGGAGAGGAAAUAGGAAGUUCGGAGUGGAAGAGGGAGGCGGAGAAGGAGUUGGCGAGUUGGAGUUGGAUGAAUUAUGUUAGAGCUGUGAUUCCGUUAGCCGGGGGUUGGGUUGGGAUGUCUGCUGCUUUGAAGUGAUCAGAUGGAUUCACGCAAUAAGAGACAAUGUUUGUCCCGAGGCAGUUUGAGAGGAGCUCCAACGUGCUGCAGUGUAGUCAGUUAGUGAUUAGACAUAUACCUGUACGUGGUUCUUUGAAAAAGCUUUGUAAGGAUCAGAAAAAGCCGACCAAUAAAAGGAUGUCAAGAAGUAGCGGCGACCGAGCGAGGAGAAUGCACAAAGCUAUGCCUGAACUCUGUGACUUGCAAUGAGCUCUUGACGCUAGGGCAGCCCGUGGGCAUCAAACCCUCAAUUAUCACUAGCACGAAAUGAUCUCAGACCACUUCACUUUCCAUACAUUAAGAGCCCCAG
This is a messenger RNA of Cadophora gregata, 955 nucleotides long. RefSeq lists its product as uncharacterized. NCBI's taxonomy places the organism in Eukaryota, Fungi, Ascomycota, Leotiomycetes, Helotiales, Ploettnerulaceae. The coding region runs from base 133 to 624 and encodes 163 amino acids. The record is from RefSeq and is a predicted model, not a curated record. The transcript has 2 exons.